CAAGCAUAGACACAGAACCCGGAAGUGGGAAAAUCUGAAACAUCAACAACUUGGAAAAUAACAGAGUUGCGACAUUAAUGGCAGAAGCGUCACUUUAAAAAGACACCGUGAUGUAAAUUAUUAACAGGAACGCGUUUAAACACAGCUUUUCAUAAGCUCUUUCUCAGAUUCUGAUGAUUUGAAGAAAAGUGAAUGCUGCUGAAGUCAUGAACACUCCGGAGUUAACGGCACAGCUGGAGGAGUGUCUCCACCGGGCAAAAAGAGACGUCAAUGCAGCAGAUAAGGAGAUGUUCAAGAAUGUCAGAGGAGUGAUGUCAGCCAAAUUGACCACACUCCUGCAGGAGGCGGUGGACAUGAAGUGGCCGUUUGUUGAGGAGAAAUGGCAGUACAAGCGUUCAGUGGCAUCAGAAGACAAAGUGAACACUACAGAGCUCAUUGGCAGACGUCUACAUCAGCUCAUGGCCUUCCUCAGAGCAUCCAUUAUGGCUGCCGAGCCAGCAUGGGCGAUGUCCACUAUUUUGCUGCUGGAUCGCUUUCUUUACUGGAUAGACGGUUCUCACACACUUCUGAAGAUCGCUAAAGCACUACACAUGCGAUACCCAGAAACCCCGGUCGCCCCUCAGAUCAUCAUUCGGCAGGCCAGAGUCUACCUCAACACCGGCAAACUACAGAAAGCAGAGUACAUUCUGAGCAGCCUGAUAAAUAACAACGGAGCAACUGGAAGUUGGAAAUAUCAGCGGGACUGUGAUCGGGUUCUCGUGCAAUCAGUCAGUGUGCAAGUUCGGGGACAGGUGCUACAAAAGCUAGGUCUGUGGCUGGAGGCAGCAGAACUCAUCUGGGCUUCGCUAGUCGGUUUUAAUGUGCUGCCUCUUCCUGAUAAAAAGGGUAUUGGAACAGCUCUUGGACUUCUGGCUAACAAUGUGAUCUCUAUGAAUGAUCAAGACUUUGCUACAUUCCAGAAGAAGCCUCAUAUCAAUCUGAGUUUCUUGGGAGAUUUUAAUCAUCGACUGCUCUGUGCAGCUCAGGCUGCCAAAAUGGCUGCUGUGUACAGUCAGUUUUGCUCUCUGUAUGUACUUACCCACAUGGUUACUCAAGGAACAUGUCUCCUGUCCUACAGUUUUUCAAAAGACUGUCAAGCUCAAUCUAAGCACAGAUAUCUCACAUUGGCUAAGGAAGCCUUUGAGAAUGGUUUGCUAACAAAGAAAGAGCAUGAGGUGGUCACUAGUCAACAGGAACUACACACACUCCUCAGAGCAGCUUACUGCUUAGCCACAACCAACAAAUGGAUGUUUGGUCCGACUGAACAGGUGAACGCGGCUGUUCGAGCUUGCAAGGAAACUAUGGUUCUUUUUUAUUCUUACUGCUUUAAAGAUGACUCAGAUAAGAACGUGCUUUCGUCUGAAGUCAUGGCGAAGCUGCAGCACAUUAAGGUGCUUCUCAAAAUAAAGCCCUUCAAAAAUUCGGACCCAUGUUCGUUUAUUCCUGAUAGUUACCGCGCCAUAGAGGACAGACCAUUCCCGUUCACUAUAGACGAUUUCACAAAGGUCAUGGAACGUUUUCAGAAGCACCACAGAUCGGUGUGUGAAGCUUUUUCUGUGCAGAAAUGUAGAGAAAACCAUCAAGACACAAGUCAUGCUAACUGCAUCACAGCCGUCCAAACACGAACCGAGUCAUUUGCAACAGAAUGUCAUAACACAUGCUAUAAAUCGAAUGAAUCCCAGCCGGGGAUCAAGAACAAAAAGAUUUUGGCCAUGUCAGAAAACUCCGAUCAGUUUGCGGAAACCGUCUUUGAUACUAUGGAUAGUGAGGAAAAGAAACCAAGUAAAAAAUCCCAAAAAACAAACAUUUUUAAAAAUUCUGGAGGAAGCAGCAGUAUAGGAUCUUCGUGGACAAGUCUCUCUGACAAUAAUGGCACUUCACCAGUUCUAGUCAAUCCUUUCUGUUGCACUGAAGUAGAUGAUGACGGUAGUGUUGACAAACAGAACAGAAAUGACGGUAUUGUAGGCAAAAGUGCCAAAACUGCUAAUAAUAGCAAUCAGACCGGAAAAGAUCAUUCCUUUCAUGCAGGAGAGAGCAUCUCAAAAGCUAGCAGUGAAGUCUGCACAGAUCUUCCCUUUCUAGCUGGUGCUAAUCAACAACCGUCAAAUCUUUCACUUUGCACAACCUUGGGAAGUGAAGAGAACAGUAAAACCAACCAUCAAUCUGAUGGGAAAGACAAAACGACAAGAGCUUCCUCUGGGUCCAUUAGUAGCUUAGGCUCUUCAUGGCAAAGUAUUUCAUUCUCCAAGUCACCUCCCAUUGGAGGUUUCACUGAGGUCUUGGAGGAGGACAAGCAAGAGGUCGAUCAAAACUGUGACACGUUACCGACCGAGCAUGAGGAUGGCUCAGGAAGUUCCUUUGAGUAUUUAAACCUAAGUUCUUCAGCAUCAUCUAUUCAGAAAGAACAAUUUAGCCCUUCCUAUCCGACAGGAAAUGAUGCAAGCAAAGCCCAGACUGGAAGUUUGGAUCACAAACAGAUAUUACCAUCUACUGAGCUUGACUCAUUUGAAUUUCUGCACAUUGAUCAGUCUGAAGCAACACAAGGAAACACAACUGCAGCAAACAAACACAUGAACGACAACAUAAAGGUUCCUCCACCUUCUCAUCCUGACAAUGCCUAUGAAUGUUCUCAGAUGUCUGAAAAGAUGAACAAGUGUGCAGACAGAGAUCAGUGUUCAUCCAACAAGAAGAGCGGGGUCUUAUCCAACGAGAACUGUCGUAACGGCUGUUUUCAGGGUUGUAAGAUGGGAGGUGUAGUUUUGACAGAGCAGGACUACAGAUCCCUCCUGUCAGGAGUGUGCCAAAGCUGCCUACUGUGGAGGCUUCCAGACAAACCAUUUAAACUCAGCCAUUACAACAAAGCUUAUAGUGCACUUGUUUUAAAAUACUCCAAGACUACAGACUCCUGGACGGCCUGCGAAACAAUCGCGUACGUUGGCGAAGUGCUAAAAAUGGACGUCGAAGGAAAACAGAGACAAGCCUUCAGAGUUCAGUAUCUACAUCAGGAACUACUGCUGGGAAGUUAUGUAGGAAAGGAGUAUUUGAAAGAAAAGAAAAUCGACGCACACCUGGGCGACGUGGAACGGCAGAUGACGGCUCAGUUUUAUGUCAUGGAGUUCAACAAGCGCCUUUAUGAAAACAACAUCACCACGCAGUUCUUUUACCUUCCUUCUGAGAUACUGCUGCUCCUGGAAUCCGACACCAUCUUGGCCUGUAUAUCAGUAGAACCAUACAUGCUGGGGGAAUUCGUGAAACUCACCAACAACACCACAAAAAUCAACAACCAACAUUCAACCACAGAUUAUGGCAUCGCUUUUGGACAUUUUACAUACGAGUUCUCCAACAGCCAGGAGGUGGUGGUAGACCUGCAAGGCUGGAUGACGGCAAAUGGGAAAGGACUGAUGUAUCUUACAGAUCCCCAGAUCCAUACAAUCAGGAAACCCAAAUCUGUCAAUAACUUCCAUUACAAUGGAAUAAGGAAGUUCCUAGAGGAUCAGCACGGAAAGCAUUGCAACUCCAUCUGUACAAGGGCUGCCCUACACACACUCCCACUACAGAUAGACAGAUAGACACUUACCCCAAGUAUGCAAAGGGCACAAGUACCUCAUUUAAGAAACAUUCGCUUUAGUGGUGAAUCAACUGUUUAAGGCUCUGGGUUGUUGUUUGGUAGAGGUUUGGUAGAGGUCUUCACGGGUCCACUUAGAUCCGAAAACCUGAGGUCCGACCAGGUCUCGGGUAAUUUAAAAUGAAUGUGUUUUUACCGAACG
This is a messenger RNA of Tachysurus fulvidraco (yellow catfish), 3806 nucleotides long. It is a transcript of the gene alpk1, whose product is annotated as alpha-kinase 1. NCBI's taxonomy places the organism in Eukaryota, Metazoa, Chordata, Actinopteri, Siluriformes, Bagridae. Gene Ontology annotation, biological process: protein phosphorylation. The transcript is spliced from 14 exons. Gene Ontology annotation, molecular function: ATP binding; protein serine/threonine kinase activity. Bases 207 to 3608 code for a protein of 1133 amino acids. The record is from RefSeq and is a predicted model, not a curated record.